GUUGAGAGUGAGGGCGAAUAGGCGCCCAAUAGCACUCAUCGCCACUGCUAAUCUUAUCCUAUGAUAAGCCAACCUGUGGUUGACUUAUCUCGGAGCAUUCAGCACGGACAGGGACAUAUCCUCCUCAACUUGUACGGUACACACUAUUUACGACCUGAUGGCAUCCACAAAACAAGAGCUCACCUACGAGACACCGAUGAAGUGCCCAACUGGAUUUAAAGAACGUGGUGAUAUCUUACUUCCCGGGAACAAGAUCAAGACUACGGACUCAUCAGUUCACAUACUGGCUCUAUGUUCCCUUUCUUUCCUUCUAUGAUUCUAUGUUACCUACUUUCAUAUCUAUAUAAUUUCAUACUCACCUUUUCAGCCACCCACAUCUGUUGUCCAAACUCUUUGAUCAUCGCAUCCACCUACUUACACACACCUUUUGAUAAAACCGUUACGAUGCAACAUCUAACUAAGACAGUAUCCACAAUACAUACAUUCACUACUAUACGAUACUUGGCAUUACUGGUACUUGGUACAUAGUUUUCCCCGCUCUUGGCUCCGAAAUGGUGGCCUGCGGCGGUUAAAUCAACUCUCUCUCUCUCUCUCUC
This is a messenger RNA of Lentinula edodes (shiitake mushroom), 596 nucleotides long. RefSeq lists its product as uncharacterized. The transcript is spliced from 2 exons. Lineage: Eukaryota; Fungi; Basidiomycota; Agaricomycetes; Agaricales; Omphalotaceae. Bases 292 to 528 code for a protein of 78 amino acids. The record is from RefSeq and is a predicted model, not a curated record.